This is a messenger RNA of Postia placenta MAD-698-R-SB12, 1644 nucleotides long. RefSeq lists its product as hypothetical. The transcript has 2 exons. Gene Ontology annotation, cellular component: nucleus. The coding region runs from base 1 to 1644 and encodes 547 amino acids. The record is from RefSeq and is a predicted model, not a curated record. Gene Ontology annotation, biological process: positive regulation of transcription by RNA polymerase II. Lineage: Eukaryota; Fungi; Basidiomycota; Agaricomycetes; Polyporales; Adustoporiaceae. Gene Ontology annotation, molecular function: zinc ion binding; DNA-binding transcription factor activity, RNA polymerase II-specific; sequence-specific DNA binding.
AUGUCUUUACAACUGUCGGUCGACGACAUCUCAUCAAUAUCCAAGGGCCAGAUUUCCCUCGAGCUAGCAGCAGCACUCGGCAUGAAGUCCAUCCCCUUAUCUACAUACCAUUCUCUGGCGGGCCUCGAUACGCUAGCGAACUCUUACGCACAUGAGCGCCGCCAGUCCCAUGGAUAUCCAUCUGAACACGGAUACCUUUACACGCACGACCAGAGCGCCUUCCUUCCUAUGCCGUCCGCAUUUACGGGCAGCAACAUCGCCAUGCAUAACGCCCUUACCGACACGUUUGUUCCAUCAUCACUCGCACAACGUGCUCCUUCACCACCGGUGCAUUUCCCGAUCAGGUGGCCUGCGGCUGACGAACACUACACCUUCCCGCCAAGUCAGCCGUCUAUCAGCCCUACGCUUGCACAGGGAGUGCAUGCCAUACCCCCAGCGCCGCCAGUUGCUUCCCAUGCUCACGACGUUUAUCAAUCUCACACUCCAGAUGCACGCCGCUCCGCUGCCCAGCCAGCGUGGUCCGUCUCGGGGUCCCUAGACCCAGUCACCGGGAUCUUUCAGCGUUCCCCAGACCAUCCCCGACUGCGCACAGCGCAAGCGUGCGAGAAGUGCCGCAUUCGCAAAGCGAAGUGUAGCGGCGAGCAUCCGUCAUGCCAGCGCUGUCGCUCGCGGGGACUCUUGUGCGAGUAUGCCCCCGAGCGCCGGAUGCGCGGUCCUAACAAGAAGAAACGCGGCGAACUCAGCACGGCUGAGCACGGCUCCUCUACGCCUGAUACAGACCGUCGCAAUUCCGUUGCGUCGAGCUCCAGCUCGAGCGAAGCUGACCAUGCUUAUCGUUUCCCACCCAUCGCCGCUUCCUCGUCCCCCGUCAGCGUCAGCCCCGUCGCCUCUGUGCCAUCUCCUCCGAGCGCGCUAGAGCUCCUUCAACCCCACAGCCUCCCAGCCGAGCAGCCUCGGGUCCCUUCCCCUCUGCGCUUCUCGACGUCAGCCACGGCGGAUGCAUCGGGACCUACCAUUCCCUACACGUCUCCACCGACAAGGCCCGUUGCGGGCCUGGUGUGUGGCCGCCGCCCGCGCCCACCACCACUAGACCUUGGCGACGCCGCAUUCCCCGCUUUCCAAGGGCGCCUGCACCCGCUCACGCCGCAGUACCUGCCGCCCGUCAUCGACGACAUCACGCCCACGUAUGCUGCUCGCCGCGCCUCGCUCCCCACGUAUAUCCUUGAGGCGCACGCGCAGGCGGAGCCCCGGCUCGGCAUGGACUUCAACUUCGACUUGGACAUUGGCCUGUCGCCAUUUUACUCGCACUCGCGCUCGAACUCGGCGUCAGAUGCGUCUGGACCGGCACCGCUCACGCCGUUGGAGUUGCCCCAGGACAUGCUCGGGGCGCAUGGCAGACUUACGUACCCAGACGAUCGCCGCGUCCGAGUGGAAGUGAGCGGCGAUGAACAUGGUGUGGCAGAGGCUGAGAGCAGUGGGUUUGACACCUACGGCGACUUGUCUUACCAUGACGACUUCCACCCCACAUUUGGCGGAAGUCUUGAGCACGAUGACACUCCUCUCGCUCGGAAGGAGUUAUAUCUUGCCACAGAUCCCUCUCCGCACGACGGUCCCCACUCCAUUCAGAGCCACCGCGAAUCCUGA